Molecule: messenger RNA, 990 nt
Organism: Calypte anna (Anna's hummingbird)
Lineage: Eukaryota; Metazoa; Chordata; Aves; Apodiformes; Trochilidae
Gene: OPTC
Product: opticin
Exons: 6
Coding region: 1-990 (329 amino acids)
Molecular function (GO): protein binding
Source: RefSeq, a predicted model, not a curated record
AUGUGGCCCCUGGCCUGGCUGGGCAUCAUCACCGUGUGUCUGGGGACAACUCUGGCUGUCCCAGCUGUGAAGGACACGGGGAAGGCAGAGAAGCCAAAAGCUGACUUUGCAGCCUAUGGAAACCUGGACCUGGACAACUACGACCUGAUGUUGGACAACUAUGGGGUGGUCCUGGACCUGAGCAGCUAUGAGGAGCUCUACAACUACGGUGACCUUGCUCCCAAGAUCGAGGUUGGCACCCUGGUUCCUCACCCCAAGGACCUCAUGGAUCUCCCAGUUGUGGGUGACAGGACUGAAACCCGAAAGCUGCAGCCUGGGACCACCUCCAACCCCAUCCACCCGGCACCCAUCCCCACACAGGCCCAUCCCAGCUGCCUGCUCUGCCUCUGCAUUGGCACUUCUGUCUACUGUGAUGAUGCCAACCUGGAGCGGAUCCCUCCCCUGCCACCCGACACCACCCACCUCUAUGCCCGCUUCAACCACAUCGGUGCCAUCCGGGCUGGGGACUUCAUGGGGCUGAAGAAGCUGAAGAGAAUCGACCUGAGCAGCAAUUCCAUCUCCCGGGUGGACUCGGAUGCUUUCCGCCUGCUCCCCAGCCUGCAGGAGCUGAUCCUGCCCCAGAACCAGCUGAGAGCUCUGCCCGACCUGCCCCACACCAUCACCCACCUGGAUGCCCGACUCAACAGGAUCCCCAGCACCGGGCUCCAGCCCCAAGCUUUCCGGAACCUGAAGCACCUGCAGUUUCUCCAUCUGUCUGAUAACCAGCUGGAUCACAUACCAACACCCCUGCCCCAGAGCCUGCGCUCCCUGCACCUCCAGAACAACAACAUCCAGACCAUGCCUGAGGACACAUUCUGCAGCAGCCAAGCCCCCACUCAGAUCCGCAGGGAGCUGGAGGACAUCCGCCUGGAUGGGAACCCCAUCAACCUCAGCCUCUUCCCCAGUGCCUAUUUCUGCCUCCCCCGCCUGCCCACGGGACACUUCUUCUGA